AUGGAAAUCUUCCUGUGGUCAGGCUCCACGAUUACACUGAAUUGGAUAAAUUCAGCUUCCAGAAAGUGGGAGGUAUUCGUGGCCAACCGGAUUGGGGAGAUACAACGUACAACCGAAGUAAGGGACUGGCGGCACAUUGCCUCAGCCGACAAUCCGGCCGACAUCUUGUCGCGCGGACUCUACCCAUGUGAACUAGAGGACGCGGGCUUGUGGUGGCACGGCCCUGCAUUCCUGCAAUCUCACAAGAAUUGCUGGCCAAGCGGAGACUUCACCCGCCUGGGGGGCGAGGUUCCCGAAGAGCGAAGAACAGUAGCGGUCGUCCUCAUCGCCGACUGUUCGAUCAUCAACGAACUACUGGAAAAACAUUCCAGCCUUAACAAAGUAUGCCGCAUCCUGGCGUAUUGCCUCCGAUGGCGCCAGAGGCAUCGAUCGAGCGCACCGACGAAAUUCGUCUCACACGGCGAGGUAACUUACGCCCUCGAAGUCGCGUGUAGAGCGGUGCAGAAGGCAGCUUUCCCCAACGAAUACAACCAGCUAAGCAAGAAUGGAACCAUCAGCGCAUCUAGUAGACUGCUGCCUCUAGCUCCCUUCCUCGAUAAGGACGGAUUAAUUCGUGUAGGGGGGAGGUUAAAAAAUUCUGGUUUGCAAUUCGACGCGUGUCAUCCCAUAUUGCUUCCGCGUGAGCAUGAACUAACGAAACGCGUAAUAAGCCAAGAGCACGUGCGCAGCCUGCAUGCGGGAGCACAAGCCACUAUGGCCGCUGUCAGACAGCGUUUUUGGCCACUUUCCCUUCGUUCCGCCGUGCGAAAAAUUGUUAGAAAUUGUGUGAUAUGCUUCAAGGCCAGACCGAUUCAGUCGGAGGCUUUAAUGGGCUCGUUGCCGACCAGCCGCGUCACCGUAUCAAGGCCAUUCUCGCAGUGUGGCGUGGAUUACGCCGGCCCGAUCAUUUUAAGGGAGGGAAAACGACGCAACGCCCGCAACCACAAGGCGUACAUUUCGAUUUUCGUAUGUUUCGCAACGAAAGGUGUUCACAUCGAAUUGGUGAGCGAUUUAACCUCCGAGAGUUUCGUGGCGGCGUUGCGGCGUUUAAUUUCCCGAAGAGGCAAGCCCUCUUGUAUAUAUUCCGACAAUGGCACCGCCUUCGUCGGGGCCUACAAGCAGCUUAAGGAAUUUUAUGAAUUCCUGAGCGAUACUCAAACGCAGAGCGAUGUACAGCAAUUCCUUCGCGAACAACAAACGACGUGGAAUUUUAUUCCCCCGAACGCGCCGCAUUUUGGCGGCCUAUGGGAAGCCGCUGUAAAGUCAGCCAAGUACCACAUGUCGCGAAUCAUCGGUAAGGCCCAUUUGACAUUCGAAGAAAUGUCGACAGUGCUGUGCGAGGUGGAGGCAAUUCUCAAUUCCCGGCCGCUCACGCAGCUGAGCUCUGAUUCAAACGACUUGGCAUAUCUUAGUCCAGGCCAUUUUCUAAUCGGUGCCCCGCUCAACAGCAUUCCUUGCCACAAUGUGCAGGACAUAAAUGAAAACCGGCUAACACGCUGGCAGAGAGUGGAGCAAAUACGCCAGCAUUUUUGGCAAAGAUGGAGUAAUGAAUAUCUCCACUCCCUGCAGGAGCGAACCAAAUGGAGACUCAAUAAGGGCAUGCAGUUGAAACCGAACCAACUGGUGCUCAUUCGACAACAGGGCUUGGCUCCUUUACAGUGGCUCCUAGGUAGAGUGCAGGAAGUGCACACCGGUUCCGAUGGCGUCACGCGCGCCGCUACCGUCCGUACGGCCAAGGGGUCAUUAACAAGACCCUUGUCCAAACUAGCGAUAUUACCGAUAGACGUAGGUAUGGAUUAA
Messenger RNA from Vollenhovia emeryi, 1839 nucleotides. RefSeq lists its product as uncharacterized. The transcript has a single exon. Gene Ontology annotation, molecular function: nucleic acid binding. Lineage: Eukaryota; Metazoa; Arthropoda; Insecta; Hymenoptera; Formicidae. Bases 1 to 1839 code for a protein of 612 amino acids. Gene Ontology annotation, biological process: DNA integration. The record is from RefSeq and is a predicted model, not a curated record.